CACAUUUUAUGCUAACCGCGGGCUCUAGUGUGCAUUCGGAGGAUAUUCCCUUCAGCACAGUUAUAAACACAUUUUUUUUAUUUGUUGUAUAUGAUAAGAAUGUCAGUUUUUUGUAUCUGAGAAUCUGUACAAUCAACAUGAAUCUUGACAGGCUUCGUAAACGAGUGAGGCACUACAUUGAUCAGCAACAGUAUCAAAGUGCUCUGUUUUGGGCUGACAAAGUAUCAUCAUUAUCACAUGAGGACCCUCAAGAUAUUUACUGGUUAGCGCAGUGCCUUUAUUUGACAGCACAGUAUCACAGAGCCUCUCAUGCUCUUAGGUCACGCAAGCUUGACAAGUUGUAUGGAGCUUGUCAGUAUUUAGCUGCAAGAUGCCAUUAUGCUGCCAAAGAAUAUCAACAAGCUCUUGACAUAUUGGACAUGGAGGAAGCAGCCAGUAAGAAAUUAUUGGACAGGAAUGUAAAGGAGGAUAAUGGUUCAAGAGAAACCACGAAGGAAUGGGAAAUGUCUCCAGCCUCAAUCAAUAGUUCCAUCUGUCUCCUGCGGGGGAAGAUCUAUGAUGCUAUGGACAACAGACCCCUCGCAACGACUAGCUACAAAGAAGCCUUAAAACUAGAUGUCUACUGCUUUGAAGCCUUUGACCUUUUGACGUCCCAUCACAUGUUGACCGCUCAAGAGGAGAAGGACUUUUUGGCUUCUCUGCCCUUAAGUCAGCAAUGUACAGAAGAGGAAGUGGAGUUGCUACGUUUUCUUUUCGAAAAUAAAUUGAAAAAGUAUAACAAACCUAGUGAGAUGGUUGUCCCAGAUAUAGUCAACGGUCUUCAGGAAAACUUGGAUGUUGUCGUCUCUCUGGCAGAGCGGCAUUAUUACAACUGUGACUUUAAAAUGUGCUACACUCUCACAUCUAUGGUUAUGGUGAAAGACCCAUUUCAUGCCAACUGCUUGCCAGUGCAUAUAGGAACCCUUGUUGAGCUGAGCAAAGCAAAUGAGCUAUUUUACCUCUCUCAUAAACUGGUGGAUUUGUAUCCCAGCAAUCCAGUUUCGUGGUUUGCUGUUGGUUGUUACUACCUCAUGGUUGGGCAUAAAAAUGAACAUGCGAGGCGAUAUCUCAGUAAAGCCACCACGCUGGAGCGCACAUACGGCCCGGCAUGGAUAGCAUACGGACACUCGUUUGCUGUUGAGAGCGAGCAUGACCAGGCCAUGGCUGCGUACUUCACUGCUGCCCAACUCAUGAAAGGGUGUCACCUGCCUAUGCUGUACAUCGGGCUGGAGUACGGACUUACCAACAACCCCAAGUUGGCUGAACGUUUCUUCAGCCAAGCCUUGAGCAUCGCCCCCGAGGACCCUUUCGUCAUUCAUGAGGUAGCUGUCGUUGCCUUUCAAAAUGGAGAUUUCAAAACAGCUGAGAAGUUGUUUCUAGAUGCUAUGGAAAAAAUUAAAGCGAUUGGAAAUGAGGUGACGGUGGACAAAUGGGAGCCGCUUCUAAACAAUCUGGGUCACGUGUGUCGAAAAUUGAAGAAAUACGAACAGGCUCUCGAAUACCACAGACAAGCUUUGGUCCUUAUCCCACAGAAUGCCUCGACUUAUUCAGCCAUCGGUUAUGUGCACAGCCUCAUGGGAGAUUUCGAGAGUGCCAUUGACUACUUUCACACUGCACUUGGUCUGAAAAGAGAUGACACGUUUUCGGUAACCAUGCUGGGCCACUGUAUUGAGAUGUAUAUCAGCGAUUCAGAUGCUUAUAUUGGAACUGACAUUAAAGACAAAGUGAGAAAGACCCUCAGCACGCCUGCACUGAUAAAGAUGCUCAACACUUCCUCUGAUGGCAGCGACAGCAGAGUACAACCUGCAGAGGAGGCAAUCGUUUGCCAGGAAACGCCAUCUUUCAAUGCAGACAAACAAACCGAUGCCUUCCAGCGCUUCCUCUUAGAAUGCGACAUGCACGAGAGCGACAUGAUGUUGGAGACAUCCAUGUCCGAUACCAGCACGUGAUCAUGACCUGUCCUCUGUGGGUCUCAGAGAAACUUUGAAUAUGCGCAUGAAAAGAUGUUAGAAUGUGACUUUGAAGAGGACACGACACAACCCUCCCUCAUUCCGCCGAGUCCUUUGUGUUGGACGCCUGUGGAAUUUUUUACUAUGAAUAAAUGUAAAGAAGUGAAUGCAGAAGGUUUAAAAGAAAGAUUUAAUCAAUAAACCCUGCAUCCAUAUUUUUACAAAAAUGUCAGUUGUAUUCUUGCUGUAUUAAAACAUCUGCUUGGUGUAUGAGGCUGCACAGACUGUGUUUUUUAGGCUGCCAAUGUAAAAUAUAAAGGGCCAGCACUUUUUCUCAUGGAUCUUGUUGUGAUUGUUUUUACAUAAUUCUUUUAAGGAAAGCAUUAUUUCAUCAUUGCCUGUAGUAUUAUAAAGCAAGUUUAGGAACCUGUUCUAGUUCAAUGUGUGUCAGUCUUCGUAAAUGUUAUUAUAGAAAGGUAAAUUCAAUUUUUAAUUGUUAUUGAAUUUAUUUUGAGCUCUAAGUGGGCACGAGACGCCGCCUACCUGUGCAUCCCAAAACGUCAUGAGGUCUUUCCAGUCCUCUAAACCAGAUCAGUGUCUUAUUUACUUGAUGUGCGCAUUAUGUAUUUCUAAAUCUUCUUUGCGAAGUGUAGUCAUGGGUUGCACACCAUCCAAAUCCAACGUCACUUAUUCGCACGUGCGAGUGAGUCGAGAUCUGGACACCUGCUCCACGUUUGUGCCCAGUGUGAAAAGCUCCGUGUCCACGCCAGAGAGACCGUCACCUCAGCUUUGCGUCGAGACGAGCAGCGGGAAACAAACUUUUCUCAGUGUUCCAAUUCGCGACUGUUACGGGCGCUCGGUGAGUCAGCCCAGCAGCCCGGACGGGUGGAGUACGGCGAGCACCGGCAGUCCGUUAGGUUCGGUUCGACCAUGCGUGCAGACAAACUGUGCUGACAGCGAUUCUGAGGACGACUGCGCAGCACCCAGAAUUAAACGAUGAUCGUCAAUUUUACAGAGGACUACUUUGCUUUAUGGAAUAUGAUGCAAAUAUACUGUGUAAACAACCAAAUAAAAUUUCUUCCACAAUGGCCACCUUGGUGAUAAAAAGUAACAGAAAGAUCACUGAAAUAAUAGUUUUACUGGUUUAAAUGGGAACCAAAUCUCUGUCUCGUCAUGCAAUGUUGGGUUCAGAUGUUAUUUGGCUAAACAGAACAGCAUUGCAUCUUAUAGCAUAAGGCCCAAAACACACAUAAGUUACAUUAAUUUUCGAAUUGUUUAAUUUAUUUUCGUUUUAUUAUUUUUGUAUAAAAUUAUAAAUGACUGAAUUCUUUAAAAAGU
Messenger RNA from Triplophysa dalaica, 3326 nucleotides. It is a transcript of the gene cdc16, whose product is annotated as cell division cycle 16 homolog (S. cerevisiae). Gene Ontology annotation, biological process: cell division. The record is from RefSeq and is a predicted model, not a curated record. Lineage: Eukaryota; Metazoa; Chordata; Actinopteri; Cypriniformes; Nemacheilidae. The coding region runs from base 9 to 1988 and encodes 659 amino acids. Gene Ontology annotation, molecular function: protein binding. The transcript has 19 exons.